Molecule: messenger RNA, 1446 nt
Organism: Xenopus laevis (African clawed frog)
Lineage: Eukaryota; Metazoa; Chordata; Amphibia; Anura; Pipidae
Product: vomeronasal type-2 receptor 26
Exons: 4
Coding region: 1-1446 (481 amino acids)
Source: RefSeq, a predicted model, not a curated record
AUGAGUGGUUUUCUGAGUCAACCAGGAGAUAUUAUUAUUGGGGGAACCUUUGUCAUUCACGUGAACAGGAAUUAUAUCCAACCCCUAUUCACCACCAAUCCCACCGACCUGCAGUGUCACACAUUCGGAAGUGAAUCUUACCAAGGUAUGCAUGCCCUGAUGUUCGCUGUGCAGGAGAUCAACAAAAACCCUGAGCUUCUCCCCAAUAUAACUUUGGGUUUCCAGAUAUUUGACACCUGCACGGCCAUGAGACGCACAGCACAAGGAAUGUUCUGGAUGUUAUCAGGGAGACAGGAGCUCACCCCAAAUUAUCACUGCAACAGAGAGUCACAUCUAGCUGGUAUUAUUGGAGAUUCCGCCUCCACCCGGGCUAUUUUGAUGGCUCAGAUCUUAGGACUUCAGCAUUACCCACAAAUUCCUCUUUCCAGAUGCAGUGAAAGCUGUCCAGUAGGGUUUACAAAGUUGACAUUACCAGGAAAACCAAUCUGCUGUUUCCAAUGUGUUCGGUGUCCUCAAGGACAAAUAUCAAACCAAACAGAUGCUGUAAUGUGUGAGCAAUGUUUAUGGGAUACAUGGUCCAGUUUUCAACAAGACAAAUGCAUCCCAAAGGCAAUAGACUUUCUCUCCUAUGAAGAACUCUUGGGUUUAAGUUUAGCAGCAAUUUCUAUUUCUUCCUCAGUUGUUCCACUUUGUAUUGUGAGCAUUUUUAUGUGUCAUAAAACCACACCAGUUGUCCGAGCCAACAAUUAUUCCCUUAGUUGCCUUCUCCUGCUCUCCUUGUUCCUCUGUUUCCUUUGCUCUUUAGGGUUCAUUGGUUACCCACAAUCUGAAAUGUGUCUUCUGCGCCAGGUGGCAUUUGGGAUGGUUUUCUCUCUGUGUAUCUCUAGUGUUCUGGCUAAAACCAUUACUGUUGUUAUAGCUUUCACUGCAAUUCAGCCUGGCAGUAGGUUAAAAAGGUGGACAAGUGUGAAGGUGUCCUACUGUGUUGUUGUGUUUUGCAUGUGUAUUCAGUUAUCUGUGUGCAUAGUGUGGCUUUCCUUCUCCCCUCCAUUUCCAGAGUAUGAUAUCAUAACCCAACCUGGAGUCAUCAUAAUUAACUGCAAUGAAGGGUCACCCAUUGCUUUCUGGUGCAUGCUGGGAUUUCUCGGCAUAUUGGCUUCUAUCAGUUUCAUUGUUGCUUUCCUGGCUAGGAGACUCCCUGACAGCUUCAAUGAAGCCAAAUUCAUUACAUUUAGCAUGCUGGCCUUUCUCACUGUCUGGAUAUCCUUUAUCCCAGCAUACUUCAGCGCACGGGGAAAAUACACUGUAGCCAUGGAGAUCUUUGCCAUCUUGUCUUCUACCUGGGCUAUGGUGGCCUGUAUUUUUAUGCCAAAGUGUUACAUUAUAUUGUUAACACCUGAUAUGAACUCCAGAGAACUUCUCAUGAGAAGAGGCAGAGCCCAGUGA